Molecule: messenger RNA, 1535 nt
Organism: Urocitellus parryii (Arctic ground squirrel)
Lineage: Eukaryota; Metazoa; Chordata; Mammalia; Rodentia; Sciuridae
Gene: Meis3
Product: Meis homeobox 3
Biological process (GO): regulation of DNA-templated transcription
Molecular function (GO): DNA binding
Source: RefSeq, a predicted model, not a curated record
CUGCGCCCUCCCCACCCGCCAGGCUCUGGAAGGACCCUGGAGCGGCCGCCGGCAUCAGCCCAUGGCCCGGAGGUACGAUGAGCUACCCCACUACCCAGGCAUCGUGGACGGGACAGCAGCCCUGGCAGGCUUCUCUGAGACAGUGCCCUCUGCACCCCGGGGCUCUGGGCCCUACGGCCCCCACCGGCCUCCCCAGCCCCCGGCCCCAGGCUUGGACAGCGACGGCCUGAAGAGGGAGAAGGAUGAGAUCUACGGACACCCGCUCUUCCCACUGCUGGCCUUGGUCUUUGAGAAAUGUGAGCUGGCCACCUGCUCACCCAGAGAUGGGGCCAGCGCUGGGCUGGGCACACCCCCCAGCAGCGACGUCUGCUCUUCUGACUCCUUCAACGAGGACAUUGCGGCCUUCGCCAAACAGAUCCACUCCGAGAGACCUCUCUUCUCCUCCAACCCAGAGCUGGACAACCUGAUGAUCCAGGCCAUUCAGGUGCUCCGGUUCCACCUGCUGGAGCUGGAGAAGGUCCACGACCUGUGCGACAACUUCUGUCACCGCUACAUCACCUGCCUCAAGGGAAAGAUGCCCAUCGAUCUGGUCAUCGAGGAUCGGGACGUCGGCUGCAGGGAGGACCUCGAGGACUAUCCAGCCUCCUGCCCCAGCCUCCCAGACCAGAAUAACACAUGGAUCAGAGACCAUGAGGACAGUGGGUCUGCCCAUUUGGGGACUCCGGGUCCAUCCAGCGGGGGCUUGGCCUCUCACAGUGGGGACAACUCCAGCGACCAAGGAGAUGGGCUGGACACAAGCGUGGCCUCUCCCAGCUCUGGGGGAGAGGACGAGGAGCUGGACCAGGAGCGGCGGCGGAAUAAGAAGCGAGGGAUCUUCCCCAAGGUGGCGACCAACAUCAUGCGAGCCUGGUUGUUCCAGCACCUCUCGCACCCGUACCCCUCAGAGGAGCAGAAGAAACAGCUGGCACAGGACACGGGGCUCACCAUCCUGCAGGUCAACAACUGGUUCAUUAACGCCCGGAGACGCAUCGUGCAACCCAUGAUCGACCAAUCCAACCGCACAGGGCCAGGCGCCGUCUUCAGCCCCGAGGGCCAGCCCGUGGCAGGCUACGCUGAGACUCAGCCGCAUCUGACUGUCAGGCCGCCCGGCUCAGUGGGCAUGAGUCUGAACUUGGAAGGAGAGUGGCAUUACCUCUAGAGGCGGAGUUCAGGAGACUCCAGCUUCCAGACGCGACCACAGCCUGUGCCCACUUGGUCCCUGCCAGGCCCUCUGCUUCAGGACUCCAGCUCCAAAGGCCCCUCCACUUAAUGCCUACCUCCCUGGGGCCCCACCGGGACAUGGGGGACCUGAGCGUCCACUUGAGGGUCUCUCAAGGACACAGACAAGACCUCCAGGCCCUGCACCUGCUUCUGCCUUCACCUUUGCCUGGGACCUGAGAGCCUGUGCAUGGUCUGCAGAAGAUGGUGGCCAGGGCCCACCUCCAGGACAGAGAAGGGACUGGGAGUGGGCUGGGGCCAUCGGGGAAGGGGGUCAC